UUCAGUGCUGUUUUGCGGGUUCUUUUUCGCGGCAAUCCGAACGUGAUGCACAGAUUGAGGAGGAAUGUGACAGCUGAUUUUUUUAUGUUAAUAUAGAAGAUUCUUCAUAUUUGAACAUCAGAGGACACAAUAACAAUGGCAUCAGUCACUGCAGAGGACAUCAAAUGUGAACUGGACACUUUCAACAUCGCCUUCAACAAUGACACUGUAGAUAAAACAUCCUUCAUAAGUGCAACCCCUUCUCAAAAAUACGGCACGCGUGGUGGGCGAGGAGAGGUGGUUUCGUCAUUUGGGGCAGUGCAGGGUCCUCGCUGGACGGGUAAAGGACAGAGCGCUGUGAGGGUUGAGAUGCUAGAAGGAGGAGAGAAUUCACUCAUCAGCAGCUACAAAUACAUGUUCCAGAGACUGAGAGACGUGCGGGACGUUUUGACCGAAAAGAUUGAAGAACUCGGAGAGGAAUUGCGAAGUCAUUUUAACAUAGAGGAAUUCUCUCCAGUUUCAUUACCUGUUCAGGAUAGCAUCACAGUGCUGGGGCAAGUGUGUUGUGACAGUAACGGGAAGCUCAAUACCCAAUCUGUGCUGCUGGAGGCCGGACAGGAACAGGGGGGCAGACAGGUGCCUGUGGAUCUGUCUGAGCUCAAAGAGUUCUCACUUUUUCCUGGACAGGUUGUCGUGAUGGAAGGUAUGAAUCCCUCUGGGGAGAGGUUUGUUGCUACCAAACUAUACGAGGGUAUUCCCCUGCCUUUUUACUGUCCUUCCGAAGGGAAACAAGAAAUGGAUGAGGUGUCUGAGCCUGUGAUGGUCAUGAUGGCUUGUGGACCGUACACCCCCUCUGAAAGUCUGACCUAUGACCCUCUGAUUGACCUCAUUACUAUCAUCAAUAAAGAUCGUCCUGACAUGUGCAUUCUGUUUGGGCCUUUUGUUGAUUCCAAACAUGAGCAGAUUGAGAAAAACCAGGUAACAGAAACAUUUGAAAACAUCUUCAAGAGAUGUGUGGACAGCAUAGUAGAAGGAACCAAAGGGUCGGGAUGCAGGUUAGUGUUUGUGCCGUCUCAGAGGGAUGUCCAUCAUCAUUACAUUUAUCCUCAGCCACCCUUCAACCUGAGCAACCUCAGCAAAGAUGAUUCAGCGCGAGUGACCUUAGCCCCUGACCCCUGCACGCUCCUCAUUGGUAAUGUGACAUUUGGCCUGACCUCUACAGACAUUCUGUUUCAUAUGGGAGCUGAAGAGAUCAGCAGUGGCACGGGCACAGAACGUUUCUCGCGGAUCAUGAAACACAUGUUGACCCAGAGAAGCUACUAUCCUCUCUAUCCUCCUGCGGAGGAAGUCAACAUGGAUUAUGACAAGUUUCAGCAAUUCGGCCAAAUGAACCUCACACCUGAUAUUCUUAUCGUUCCUUCUGAACUACGGUAUUUCAUCAAGGAUGUGAUUGGCUGUGUGUGUGUCAAUCCUGGUCGUCUCACUAAAGGACAGGUGGGCGGGACUUACGGAAGGUUACUCAUUCAGCCAAACCCUGUGCUGGUGGAGGGGAAGAGAGUGAGCCCAUGUAUUGCAGGACAGGUGGUGAAAAUAUGAUACAAUUUAUCCUUUCUACUGCUUGAACUUUAUUAAAUCAUGUCUGUAUUUUUUUUUGUCUGUAUUAAAACUUUUCACUUAAAGUGGCUGGAAAAUAAAA
Sinocyclocheilus rhinocerous is the source of this 1675-nucleotide messenger RNA. Its product is annotated as DNA polymerase alpha subunit B-like. The transcript has 16 exons. Bases 136 to 1575 code for a protein of 479 amino acids. The record is from RefSeq and is a predicted model, not a curated record. Lineage: Eukaryota; Metazoa; Chordata; Actinopteri; Cypriniformes; Cyprinidae. Gene Ontology annotation, cellular component: alpha DNA polymerase:primase complex. Gene Ontology annotation, biological process: DNA replication; DNA replication initiation. Gene Ontology annotation, molecular function: DNA binding.